UCAUGUUUUGUUCACGUUCCUUUAUCAAUUCCUUAAUUACACGUUCGCUUUUUUAAUUUCUUUUUUGUGUUUUUUUUUCAUUUUUAAAAUAUUUAUGUGUUUGUUUGUUGCUUUUUCGAUUAAUAAUCACAUUAAAUUUUUAUCUUUCUUUUAAAAUUAAUUUAUUAAAAUUCUUUUUCAGAUAAAAUUCUUUUUUUUCUUUUUUCAGCUACACAAAUAUGUAUUUAUUUUAAUAAACAAAAAUUUUUUAAAAUAAAAUUUUCUAAGUCAACAACAACACUUCUUACUUUUAAUUCUCUCAAUUUUUAUCAUCAAUUAACCCCCUUGGAAUGCUUUUUACUACCCAAAUUAUAUUUUUCAUCGUCUUCCUUCCAUGUAUUUUAUUAAGCAUUAAAGAGGAUUCAGAAUUAAUAGAAAUUGAAAAUGAUAGGCAUUUUAAAGAUGUUAAUGCCAAAAAACUGAAUUUGGAAUUCCCUGAGGAAUUAAAUCUUAUAAUUGGAAUUGAAGAAGAAAUUCAGUUUACUUACAGAGGUCCUCUUUCCUCCCAUUUGGAGCUCGUUUUCGAUUUUGAUCACAACAUACUCAAUGUAACCCCAACUCGUCUUGUUCUCAAUCCCGGUAAUGAUUCAACUAGCAAAUUGUCAGUCGUUGGUCUUUCACUUAGCAGCAGGACAUUUAUUGAUUUGAAAGAUUGCUUUUUUACUAAUGGUACAAGACGCAUUGGAAAAUGUCCUUUCAACCAAGACGACGUUUUUGUUCGCCUAGUUGUUGCACGUAGCUCUAUAAUUUCUGUAUUGGUAAUUGUAACUGGCUGGAUUUAUUUUUCUGCUUGGAGUAUUUCUUUUUAUCCACAAAUUAUUUUGAAUUGGCAAAGGAAGAGCGUUAUCGGUCUAAAUUUUGAUUUUUUACUUCUCAACAUUAUCGGUUUUUUCUGCUACACAAUUUACAAUCUUUUGCUUUAUUUUGACCCAAUAGUUCAGGAUAUUUACAUUGCCAGACACGGAAAUAGAAGUCUUAUACCUGUUUUGUUAAACGAUGUUAUAUUUUCUGGACAAGCUUUGUUUGCCUGUUUAAUUACGGCUUUUCAAUGCUUUGUUUAUGAGAGAGGCACUCAACGUAUUUCCUACACUUGUCGAAUAUGGGCUUCAAUUUUACUUGGAUUUUCUUCUUUAUCCCUUCUUUUAGCUUUAUUUAGUUUUUUCAAUUGGCUGGAUUUUAUUAAUUAUCUUUCAUAUGUAAAAAUGGCUGUUACACUUAGCAAAUAUUUUCCACAAGCAAUUCUUAAUUUUAAACGAAAAAGCACGAUUGGUUGGAGUAUUGGAAAUGUUUUAUUAGAUGCUACUGGGGGUACAAUGGAUAUUUUACAAAUGAUUUUACAAGCAAAAAAUACAGCUGAUUGGAGUGCUUUUGUUGGUAAUCCUGUCAAAUUUGGUCUAGGAUUUGUUUCGAUUAUUUUUGAUGUGUUGUUCAUCAUUCAACACUAUGUUCUCUACCCUCAUAAAGAAAGUGAUACUUAUGAUCAAGUUUCAAAUCCCGUUACACCCGUACCCGCAACACUUUCAGUUGUUGGAUUGAAUGCAGAUCUAGAAAGAGAGGACGAUAAUACACAAUUUCCAAUUUCGGGCACUUUGCACUCUGCACAUAAAUAAGGGAAUUAUUAACCUGUGAUUUAAUUUAAAACCCGUGGUUUUUUCUAUUCUU
Molecule: messenger RNA, 1701 nt
Organism: Meloidogyne enterolobii
Lineage: Eukaryota; Metazoa; Nematoda; Chromadorea; Rhabditida; Meloidogynidae
Source: the annotation of a GenBank genome assembly